Molecule: messenger RNA, 2507 nt
Organism: Eleginops maclovinus (Patagonian blennie)
Lineage: Eukaryota; Metazoa; Chordata; Actinopteri; Perciformes; Eleginopidae
Product: equilibrative nucleobase transporter 1-like
Exons: 12
Coding region: 791-2308 (505 amino acids)
Source: RefSeq, a predicted model, not a curated record
UUGAAAUGUAAAUAAUAGCAGGUGCGGGCGAAAUGAUGCAUGCUUUGUCCCGAGACGGAGGUAUUCAACGUCUCUACAUAGAAAAAAACACCGACUCUAUAGUAAUCUAUUAUGUUUCAUGGCCUACGCAUUGCAUAUUGACGAUAUCAGAUGUCCAGUCACGUUAUGUCAAAUUAUCGUUAAUAAAUCCAUUCGGUUACGUUUAUAAAGGUCUAUUAUAAAGUGUGUUUAUGUCAAAGUGGUGCCGUGUGUGUCAGUACACAUAGAUUAAGUGAACUAAUCUGGAUUAAAAUCAGCACAGCCUGCCGAUAACGGCCGCACUGUCCUCAUGUGGCAAUAGAAAAUAAAACACAGUGAAAGUAGAUGUAGAUAUCUAGGUGUGUUUUAAUUAAAUUACAAAAUGCAAAAGUGAACAAUCUUGGAAAAAUAAAUCAGAAACUUGCCAAUUUUUAAAUAUUAAAUUAACAACACCCACUUGCUGUAAAAUUGUGAUGCCAUAGGAGUUACACUUAUUUAAUCUACCACACAGAAGCAUUUGUUAUGUCUGGAACCAUAUUUUACUGUGUGGGCUGUAACAGAGAGAUGAAAAAUACCUCUUGAUUUUUCUGUAGAACUUUAAUCUACAGAGACCUUCACUGCCCUGUUCUUUCUGAGGGAAACUCCAAAAGUCAGUUUGAAGAGGAAUAAGAGGGUCUGCAUGCCUAAGAGAAACAGAGAGACAACUUUCUUUCAGGACCAAACCUAAACUGGAAAUACAUCUUUUGGUGACCUGGAGAUAGGCCUUGAAAGCAUGCAGGGGUUCGAGGUUGGUAACAGGAUGCGCUACAGGCUGACUCUGGCCUCGGGGAUGCUGGAGUGUCUGUGUUUUGCCGGUGUAGUGUUUGGAUUUGCCUCUCUGGUGUUUGUGCUGAAGGAAGAUGGCUACUUCAGUCAUCUUUGUGUUAACAUCCCAGGUACCAAUGGUACCAAGACCACUACAGACUGCACUAGGCAGGAUGAGCAGUUCUCUCUGGUCUUCACCGUCGCCUCAUUCCUCAACAACUUCCUGACUCUAGUCAAUGGCUACCUCUUUGAUCGAUUUGGCACCAUGGUAACCAGGCUGCUGGCAAUAUCUUUAUACACGACUGGGACAGUUCUUGUUGCCUUCUCCAGUGCAGCAUAUUCAGAGCUGCUUUAUCCUGCCCUUUCGUGUAUUGCUGUGGGGGGAAUUUUACUCCUUCUAACCAACAUGCAGGUGGGGAACUUGUUCUCUGCUCAUCGCUCCACCAUCAUCACCCUGUACAAUGGAGCCUUUGACUCUUCUUCUGCUGUUUUUCUGAUCAUCAAGGUUCUGCAUGGACAGGGAAUCUCUCUGCGCUCCUCCCUCCUUGUUUUGUCCUCCUGCAGCGUCAUACACCUGCUGAGGACCUUCCUGCUGAUGCCCAAAAACCACAUCCCCUACCCUCUGCCGCAACACUUCACCUACGGAUUGAAUUGCAGGAAGGCCAACACUUACAAUCUACAGCAGUUUGAUAGGACGAAAGACGGUGGCGUGACAGCUUCACAGGAGUCUCCAGCAGAACCUGAGGACGAAGCAGAGGACCAAGACUCAGAUAAUGUGGCGAGUUUCAGGAGCUGUGUUUUGUCCUGGUUCUUCCUGUGGCACUUGUUGUGGUUGUCCAUAAUGCAGCUGAGGCACUACCUCUUCAUCGGCACGCUCAACCCCAUGCUCAACCGGCUGGCCGGGAAUGACCCUGACCUGGUGAGUCAUUACACCAAUGCGUUUGCCAUUACCCAGCUGUUUGGAGUGCUGUGUGCUCCCUGGAACGGACUCCUCAUGGACAGACACAAGGUAAAGCCUCUGGCUCCCGGAGAAACGGCGCUGGAGGCCGACCUGCGCUCCUCCUCUCUGUCUCUGUUCCUGACCUCCGUGCAAUGUGUGCUCUUCUGUCUGUGCGCCUCCUUUCCUCUCCUCCCCCUGCAGUACAUCACCUUUGUUCUGCAAGUCAUCAAUCGAUCCUUCCUCUACGGCGGAAAUGCAGCGUUUGUUAGCAUAGCUUUUCCAGUGUGUCACUUCGGGAAGCUGUACGGCCUGCUGAUGGCCCUGUCUGCUAUCAUCUCCCUGCUGCAGUACCCCUGUUUCAACCUAGUCAAAGGAGCUCUGCGUGAAGACCCCUUCUUGGUGGACGCUGCCCUCAUUCUCCUCAGUCUGCUGGUGUUCAUACAUCCCCUCUACGUAUUCAUCCACUGCAGGGAAGUAGCACGCCAAAGGAAGGACAACACUCAGAGGGACAAUAACGGCUCUAAAAUGUCCGAAGCCGAGUUCUAGAAAUAGUGUUUGUCUGUCUGUCCAAGUUUUAUACGUUUCCAUAAACAAGAAAGAAGAAUUCUUUCAUUCCCCUUUACAUUUUUACUAGAGAUUACACAUUUUUGUAUAAUUUUUUUCUUAUGGUAUCACACUGAAAUUUCAAAUGUUCUUUAUAAUGCAAAACAUGUUGAUAGUUUAAUAAAACACGUUAGUUAUUGAU